Messenger RNA from Lichtheimia ornata, 1668 nucleotides. RefSeq lists its product as uncharacterized. NCBI's taxonomy places the organism in Eukaryota, Fungi, Mucoromycota, Mucoromycetes, Mucorales, Lichtheimiaceae. The transcript has 10 exons. The record is from RefSeq and is a predicted model, not a curated record. Gene Ontology annotation, molecular function: exonuclease activity; nucleic acid binding. Gene Ontology annotation, cellular component: nucleus. Bases 1 to 1668 code for a protein of 555 amino acids.
AUGCUUCCUUCGACAGGUCUAUUCCGAAAGCUGACAUGUCCUUACUAUCCCAAUUGCCCACGUAUUACUUGCAUUUACUCUCAUGAUGCUCCCCCAUCAGCACAAGUCUCUAGGAAACGUAAAGCAGCAGCGACCGAUCUCAAGAACAAGUCGAACGAUCCUGCUGUGAAGAAGAAACAGAUCGAUGUGGAUAAUGCUACUACCACCACAAAGAGUCAACCUUCCACGAUGAAUCCAAAGCGUCCUAAUCGCCCAGUGUCAGAAAAUGCAUCCUCAACAACAAUUCAACGACAGCGACAACCACCAACCAGCACCAGUAGCACUCUCAAUAAACCAGCAUCUUCUGAUAUACGCCGUAAGGUCACUUCCGCAUCUUCAUCUCUUCAGCAAACUUCAACUACAACACCAUCCUUUUCAUCUUCCGGUCCACGUCGUAUCGCUCAUACGACCAAAGCAUCCACCUCUGCAACAGGUCCACCCAUUAUGAAACCCAACAUGAGAUCCCAUGCACCGCUUAAGCUUCGCCAAACCACAGUACAAAGAAUCUAUGAUCAUUUCAUUCGAAUAUACGCGCCUUUGAUUCAACAACAUCCCGCAUUGGCUAGUGAACACACUGAAAGACAAGAAGCCAUGAUUCUCGAGCAGACUACCAAUCAAGCUGGAUACAAGCAGAUGGCUAUGAAUGUGCUCGUUCAACUCAAAAAGCGUCCCGAGUCAACAGGCAUUCAUGAUGUGGGAAUCACUAGCGAAUGGACCGAGCCCUCGGCGGGUAAUGAUAAUCAAUCGUUGGCGGAUCGUGCCCAACCGUAUGUGCUGACACAAGGGCAAAUGCAAGAAAUGCGAUAUCCGACUACAGCACAACUUGAGGAGAGCGCGUCAGCAACAGAGACCCAUGAAGCAGCGCUCACAGUUGGCACUACUAAAAAGUGUGACCGAUGCAAGAAGGAGUAUGUUGUCAAAGAUGUCCUUGGACCUCAAGAGAAUGCCGUAUGUGUUUUCCAUUAUGGUAAAAUGCGCAACAUUUUGACUCAUGGUGAGAAGCAAAGAACCUACACGUGCUGUGGCGAAUCACAUGGAAGCGCUGGAUGUGCAAAAGGACCACAUGUAUACAAAGAUGAAGCUAUCCAACAAUUGCAUGCCAAAAUUCCUUAUGUAUCUACUCCACAAGAAAAAUCGGAUUCUUGGCGAUCUUUGAUAGCAUUGGAUUGUGAGAUGGCUUACACAACAGCAGGAAUGGAAUUGAUCAGAUUGACAGCAAUCGAUGGUCAAGCCAACAUGUUGAUCGAUGAAUUGGUAUUCCCGUCGCACAUGGUGAUCGAUCUCAAUACGCGCUAUAGUGGAAUCAAGACAUUAGCAGGUGCCAAACAUAAUCUGGAGAGCGUCCGGCAGGAGCUAUUCAAGUAUAUCAAUGCCGAUACCAUCCUUCUUGGCCAUGGAUUGGAAAAUGACAUGAAUGCCUUAAGAUUGAUCCAUGACAACAUCAUUGAUACAGUCGCGCUUUAUCCACAUCCCAAAGGGCUCCCUUUCCGUUAUGGUCUUCGAUUAUUGGCCAACAAGCAUUUGUCAAAAUUCAUUCAAGACACGGUUGAAGGACAUGAUUCUUAUGAAGAUUCCAAAACAUGUAUUGAGUUGCUCGAGGCAUUCUUGAAAUUGCAAAAUAAACAGUGA